AUGGGUGCAGGUUCCGCUCUCAUGGAGGAGCUCUUGUCCACGCUCACCAUGGAAUUGGACCCAACACGCCACGUGUCUCUCCUAUUCCCAAAAAGGAAUAGAAAAGGAAGACGGCCUUUUUCCUUGUCUAUAAAGAGUCUCCCUCUAUUUCUGUGGUGUGCAGGAUACGAAGAUCUAAUGGGAGAUUUUUGUAUCAAAGAAGAAAUUAGUGAUAUCCCUUCAAGUAGGCACCAGUUUGAUCAUCCAUCAAGUGAAUGCGGCCUACUAGAAAGACAUGGUUGCCAAAUAAAGCAUGUGGCACAUAAUGAUGCUGUGAAUAGUCUUUUGGUUGAUUCUGUUGGAUCGCCCUCAUCAUUGGAUGACAUUUUUACCUGCCUCUUAACAUUGACUACAUAUUUAAGGCGUCGACUAGUUCAUUUUAUUGAGGAUCUUAUAUACCAAGAUGUCAAUGGAUACUCAGAGAGUUUUGUGGCCAGUUCUUCUGGACCGCAUUCACAUUCUUCAGGACACAACAUCUAUAGAUCUAAUGUCGAAGGUUUUUCAUUGUUUUCUGAACAUCAUAUUGCUAAUAAGAGUCCUGAAAUCCACAGAACAAGAGCGGCAGAAGUCAGGGAAGAGUUACUUGUAAAUACCAGAUACGAAGCUAGAACUGGUUGCAGUCGUCGAGGUGUUUCAUUAAUUAUUCAAGGGUUGAUGCUCCCAUUGUUUGGUUUACGACUUGCCUGGAGGUUGGCAUUGGCCUCCUGGAGAUGUUCACUUUAUUAUAUCAGAUGUACACAAGCUCAAGUUCUUAGCAUUACAUCUCGUGUUCGCAAAACUUUGCGUGGUUCGUCAGAUGAUAUUGGAUGGCUACAGCAUACACGUGACAUGGCUCCAGUGGAGGAUGGUACAGUUAGAUUCUUAGAGCUGCUUGAGAAAAUAAGGAAUGGAGAGCACAACCUUCCGAACUCAUUUGUUUAUUUAUUAAUACCAGGCCUUUUUAGUAAUCACGGCCCCCUGUAUUUUGUGGGUACUAAGAGAUUCUUUUCUAAGAUGGGUCUAGCUUGCCACAUUGCAAAAAUUCACAGUGAGGCAUCAGUGGAGCAUAAUGCAUGGGAGCUGAAGCAAUAUAUUGAGGAGCUAUAUUGGGGUUCAGGCAAGCGUGUGAUACUGCUUGGGCACAGCAAGGGUGGGGUUGAUGCUGCAGCUGCGUUGUCGAUAUACUCUUCUGACUUGAAAAACAAAGUUGCUGGACUGGCAUUGGUACAGAGUCCAUAUGCUGGAACCCCCAUAGCUUCUGACAUUCUUCGUGAAGGCCAGAUUGCUGACAAAGAAACUCGGAGGAUCAUGGAGCUUUUGAUCUGCAAAAUAAUUAAGGGUGACAUACGAGCAUUGGAGGAUCUCACGUAUGAUAAGCGGAGGGAAUUCAUCUCAAAGCACCAGCUUUCAAAGGAAAUUCCUCUUAUCUCUUUCCACUCGGAAGCAAGCAUUGCUCCAGGUGUCCUUGCAACAAUGACUCACAUAGCACACGCAGAACUUCCUUGGCUUCCCCUCCCAAAGUUUGGGAGCGAGGAAUCUGAUGACUUCCAAGCAGGACACCAGGUGCCAGUAGUGAUUCCCGUAUCUGCUGCUAUGGCUGUGUGCGCACUCCACUUGCAGCUUAGGUAUGGAGAGAAGAGUGAUGGGUUAGUGACAUGCCGUGAUGCUGAAGUUCCAGGUUCAGUUGUAGUCAGGCCAGAUAGGAAGCUGGAUCAUGCUUGGAUGGUUUACUCUUCAAGAAAGAAGGAUCCUAGUGAACCUGAUUCUUGUGAAAUGUGCGAGGCUCUUUUGACUAUGCUGGUGGAGCUUGGCAAGAUGAAGCAAGAAAGAGAUGUCUCCGGUGCCUUUUAAAUUCUUUACAAGGAAGUCAUUGUUUUGGGCCCUCUUGAUCUCGAAUUCCCAUUAAUGAAGAUGGCACCAUGUGACGUUUGCUCCUUGCUUAUGGGAAUCAUAAAUUGAAGGGAAGAAACAUUUUUGCUGCAAGUUACGAUCUGCGCUUUUGUCUCCUUCAUUGCUUAAUUUCACGCUUUGUACAUUUUAUUUCAUAUCAUGCCGUACUACAAACACUAAUACAUUCUGAAUGAUCGAUUUAGCAAGAGAUCAGGAAUUCGAAUGUUAGAACUCAAAAAGUAAAAUGUCAGAAACUUUCAAAUCCCUUCAUUUUGGGAUCCUA
Populus trichocarpa (black cottonwood) is the source of this 2191-nucleotide messenger RNA. RefSeq lists its product as uncharacterized. The transcript is spliced from 12 exons. The coding region runs from base 1 to 1869 and encodes 622 amino acids. Lineage: Eukaryota; Viridiplantae; Streptophyta; Magnoliopsida; Malpighiales; Salicaceae. The record is from RefSeq and is a predicted model, not a curated record.